This is a messenger RNA of Striga hermonthica, 3991 nucleotides long. Lineage: Eukaryota; Viridiplantae; Streptophyta; Magnoliopsida; Lamiales; Orobanchaceae. The record is from the annotation of a GenBank genome assembly.
GUUGCAUGGCAAUGUGGAGUCGCUAGGUGUAUUACCUAAUGGUGUUGGUGAUGGUAGAAGGAGAGAUUCAAUUAUUUUGACUUUUCGAGAUGCAAAAAUUUCAGUUUUGGAGUUUGACGAUUCAAUACACGGACUCCGCACCAGUUCGAUGCAUUGUUUUGAGGGCCCAAAUUGGCUACACUUGAAAAGAGGUAGAGAAAGUUUCCCAAGAGGUCCACUAGUGAAAGUUGAACCACUGGGGAGGUGUGCUGCAGUCCUUGUUUAUGGAUUACAAAUGACAGUGCUCAAGGCUGCCGAGGCUACCUCUGGUUUGGUCGGCGAGGACAGCUCUUAUAGUUCUGGGCCUACAGGUGCUUCUAAAAUUGAAUCUUCAUAUGUUUUUGGCUUACGAGAGCUUGAUAUGAAGCAUGUUAAAGAUUUUAUCUUCAUUCACGGUUACAUUGAGCCUGUUGUGGUAAUCCUACAUGAACAGGAGCUUACAUGGGCCGGCCGUGUUUCUUGGAAACGUCAUACUUGCAUGAUUUCUGCACUCAGCAUCAGUACAACUCUAAAGCAGCAUACACUCAUUUGGUCCGCAAGGAACCUUCCUCAUGAUGCAUAUAAGCUCCUUGCUGUUCCAUCCCCUGUUGGUGGAGUUCUUGUAAUUGGUGCAAAUACAAUACAUUAUCAUAGUCAGGCAGCAUCAUGCAUCUUGGCCUUGAACAAUUUUGCUGUUCCUGUUGAUGGCAGUCAGGAGAUGCCUAGAUGUGGUUUCACUACAGAGCUUGAUGCCGCUAAUGCAACAUGGUUAACAAAUGAUGUUGCCGUGUUUUCAACAAAAUCGGGGGAGCUGCUUUUACUGACUUUAGUUUAUGAUGGGAGAAUUGUGCAGAGGCUUGAACUUUCCAAGUCAAGAGCUUCAGUACUUAGUUCGGGUAUUACAACCAUUGGAAACUCCUUAUUCUUCUUGGGGAGUCGUUUGGGUGAUAGUCUGCUCGUGCAAUACAAUUCUGGAGAGGAAGUUUCCACACUGACUCCUGGCAUGAAAGAAGAGUUUGAGGAUAUUGAAAGCGAUGCUCCUUUGACCAAGAGGCUGCGGAGGUCUCCCUCAGAUGCAUUUCAGGAUUUGGUUGCCGGCGACGAUCUUUCUUUCUAUGGCACUGGACCAAAUAAAACUCAGUUAACUCAGAAAUCUUUCACAUUUGCAGUAAGGGAUUCGUUACUUAAUGUUGGUCCCCUGAAGGAUUUCUCUUAUGGUUUGAGAAUUAAUGCCGAUCCUAAUGCUACAGGAAUUGCGAAGCAAAGUAACUAUGAAUUGGUUUGCUGUUCAGGUCAUGGAAAAAAUGGUGCUCUUAGUGUGCUCCAACAAUCAAUCCGGCCUGAUACAAUAACUCAAGAAUCGUUACCUGGUUGCAAAGGGAUUUGGACUGUCUACCACAAGAAUGUACGCAGUGAUUCCUCAAAAGUGGCAGCCGAUGAAGAUGAAUAUCAUGCAUAUUUGAUUAUUAGUUUGGAAAAUCGUACGAUGGUACUGCAAACAGCUAACAAUCUUGAGGAGGUAACUGAAAAUGUUGACUACUACGUCCAGGGAAGUACAAUUGCUGCCGGAAAUUUGUUUGGAAGCAGACGGCGAGUUAUCCAAAUAUUUUCUCAUGGUGCUCGGAUUCUUGAUGGUGCUUUUAUGACUCAAGAAUUGAGCUUUAAAUCUUCUCAGUCAGAAGUUGCAGCUGCUGAAGGGACUAAUGUGUCAUCUGUUUCUAUAGCUGAUCCUUAUGUGUUGCUGAGAAUGACUGAUGGAAGUAUUCAGCUUCUUGUUGGAGAUCCAUCCACAUGCUCUGUUUCUGUCACCAUUCCAUCAGUAUUUGAAAGCUCCAGUAAAGUGGUAUCAGCUUGUACUCUCUAUCAUGAUAGAGGGCCCGAACCAUGGCUUAGGAAAACGAGUACCGAUGCCUGGCUUUCUACUGGGAUUGGUGAGGCUAUUGACGGGGCGGAUGGUGUUACACAUGACCAGGGUGAUGUAUACUGUGUCCUGUGCUAUGAAAGUGGAAAUCUCGAGAUACACGAUGUGCCCAAUUUUAGCUGUGUUUUCUCAGUUGAUAAGUUUGUAUCUGGAAGUAGCAACAUUCUGGAUAUGUUUUCCCACGGCCCAGCCAAUGAUCCUGCAAAACUCACGAACAAAUAUUCUGAAGAUGAUGGAAAUGGAAGGAAAGUUACCCAACACGGUAUAAAAGUCGUUGAGUUGUCCAUGCAGAGAUGGGCCGGAGAACAUAGUCGUCCAUUUCUGUUUGGAGUACUGUCUGAUGGUAGCAUUCUUUGUUAUCAUGCUUACAUUUUUGAGGUUUCGGAAAAUACUUCCAAGUCUGAGGUUAAUGAUAGCAACAUAAGUCCAUCCAGACUUAGAAAUUUACGAUUUGGCCGAGUCCCUUUGGACACAUACGCAAGAGAGGAGACACAAUCCGGAACCCAACGCUUAACUAUUUUCAAGAAUGUUGGUGGUUUACAAGGUUUUUUCCUCUCUGGAUCAAGGCCCUCUUGGUUCAUGGUGUUUAGGGAGCGAAUUCGAUUGCAUCCGCAGGUUUGUGAUGGACCCAUAGUGGCCUUCACUGUUCUUCACAAUGUGAAUUGUAAUCAUGGGUUUAUAUAUAUUACUUCAGAGGGUGCUCUGAAAAUUUGUCAACUACCUGGUUUAUUGUCGUACGACAACCAUUGGCCGGUCCAAAAGAUAGCAUUGAAGGGGACUCCACAUCAAGUUACUUAUUUUUCUGAGAAAAACUUGUACCCGCUCAUAGUUUCCGUUCCAGUUCUCAAGCCACUUAAUCAAGUCCUAUCAUCUCUUAUCGAUCAAGAAGGUGGAAAUCAAUUUGAGCACGAUAAUUUGGGUUUGGAAGGGACCUAUCCAAUGGACGAAUAUGAGAUCCGAAUCAUGGAACCAGAAAAAACAGCUGGUUCAUGGGAAACUAGGGCUACAAUCCCAAUGCAAAGUUCUGAAAAUGCUCUCACCGUUCGAGCGGUUACAUUAUUUAACACCACGACGCAAAGAAAUGAGACACUAUUGGCAGUUGGAACUGCUUAUGUACAAGGAGAGGAUGUUGCAGCCAGAGGACGUGUGCUUUUGUAUUCUGUGGAAAGGAAUUCCGACAAUGUACAAGUCCAGGUUUCAGAAGUCUAUUCCAAAGAGUUGAAAGGUGCUAUAUCUGCUGUUGCUUCACUCCAAGGUCAUUUGUUGAUAGCUUCAGGUCCUAAGAUUAUUCUGCACAAGUGGACGGGUUCUGAACUGAAUGGUGUGGCCUUCUAUGAUGUUCCACCGCUCUAUGUUGUGAGCUUAAACAUUGUUAAAAAUUUUAUUCUUCUUGGUGAUAUUCACAAAAGCAUAUACUUCCUUAGUUGGAAGGAGCAAGGCUCUCAGCUUAAUUUAUUGGCAAAAGAUUUCGGCUCACUUGAUUGUUUAGCAACUGAGUUUUUGAUUGAUGGAAGCACACUCAGUCUCACUGUUUCAGAUGAUCAAAAGAAUGUUCAGAUAUUUUACUAUGCCCCCAAAAUGUCUGAAAGCUGGAAAGGACAGAAGCUACUAUCCCGGGCCGAGUUUCACGUUGGGGCCCACAUUACCAAAUUUUUACGCCUGCAACUACUCCCUACAUCCGUAGACCGGAUGGCUCCGGGCUCUGAUAAAACAAACCGGUUCGGUCUGCUUUUUGGAACCCUAGAUGGCAGCAUAGGCUGCAUUUCCCCUCUCGAGGAGCUCACUUUCCGUCGCCUUCAGUCAUUGCAGAAGAAGCUUGUGGACACCGUUCCCCAUGUUGCGGGCCUAAACCCAAGGUCCUUUCGCCAUUUCCGUUCAAACGGGAAAGCCCAUCGGCCCGGGCCUGACAGCAUUGUGGACUGUGAGCUACUUUCGCACUAUGAAAUGCUCCCACUGGAAGAGCAGCUCGAUAUUGCUCAACAAAUUGGAACUACACGAAUGCAGAUCAUCUCCAACUUGAACGACCUCACUCUCGGCACAAGCUUCUUGUGA